CCACAGCUGUGAUUAUUGUGUCAGAUAGUGAAACGCGGUCCGGGUUUUGUCCACUAAAUCGUCCACAUUUGGACUAACUGUUUGGGACGGAGACUGGGAGGGUGGUCUGGAGCUGGUCUGAGAGGAGCCCGGUCCGGUUUGGAGCGGGUGUAACCCGGGUUGGAGCGGGUUUUGUUGCCGGUCUGGACCGUUGGGGAAACGAGAAGGAGGGAAAGUUUGCUUCAGCUUCGGUUAACGUCCCUGCAGUGGCGGCAGUCAUGUUCAGGUAGAGACCGGCUCCACGGCGCCCACCAUGCGGAAGCACCUGGAGAGGAUCCGUUUCCGGGGCCAGAGACGGGAAGAGUUCCUGGAUCUGGCCGAUUCGCCCAACACGUCCGACACAGAAUGCACUGACGAGGUCGUGAUCAAACCUCGCCUCACCACCAGAGAUUCGGAGGAGCUGAGGGAGGCGGAGGGAGAGCAGCAGAGUGACGCUUCGGCUGGUCCAGGAUCAUUUUCUGCAGCUAUCCAAGAUGACCCAAGGACAGACCUUAAUGAGGUCAAAGGUCACCUAGAAAUCGCCUUGUUAGAGAAACACUUCUUACAGGAGGAGCUGAGGAAACUUAAAGAGGAGUCCAACAUGGAUUCACUGAGACAGGAGCUGGAGAGGGAGCGCAGCAGGUGCCUCGAGCUGGAGCAGAAGAUCAACGACGUCCUGAAACCCAGACCUGAAGACUCACCUUCUCAGACACCUAAAGCCCCAACCCCUCCUCCACCUGCAGUCGCCAGUACAGACAAACAGAAGGACACUUUGUUUGACAGCUUCCUGAAGUGGCUUUAUGAUCGUUUUGGUGUUUAUAUCGAGGACUUCCGCUUCCAACCGGAGGAGCAGACGGUUGAGACGGAGGAGCCGCUGAGUGCCAAGAGGUUGACUGAAAACAUGAGACGACUCAAACGAGGAUUCAAACCUGUGACCAACUUUAAGAGGAACCUUUCUGCCUUAUCCAGCUGGUACUCCGUCUACACGUCGGCCAUCGCCUUCAUUAUCUACAUGUAUGCAACAUGGCACGGCUGGGCCGUCCCCAUGUUCCUGUUCCUCGCCAUCCUCCGCCUCUCCUUAAAUUACCUCAUCGCCAGAGGCUGGAGGAUCCAGUGGAGCAUUGUACCUGAAGUCUCAGAGCCAAUGGAGCCUCCCAAAGAAGACUUGACAGUGUCGGAGAAGUUCCAGCUGGUUCUGGACGUUGCUCAGAAAGCUCAGAAUCUGUUUGGAAAGAUGGCGAACAUCCUGGAGAAGAUAAAGAAUCUGUUCAUGUGGGUUGAACCAGAGUUGACUCAGAAGCUGUACAUUGGUCUGUGGCUGGCCUUCAUCUCCUCCUGCCUGCUGCCGUACCAACUCCUGGGAUUCAUCAUAGGUGUAUAUGCAGGUAUAAAGUUCUUCGUCAUCAACUUCAUCUUUAGUAGAUGUCCCAAGCUGAAGGAGCGCUACGACACCCCUUACAUCAUCUGGACCAAUUUACCCACCGACCUGCAGCUGAAGGAGCGCGGCAACACCACACUGAGCAGAAGGGUUACCAUGACGGCCGGCCGAGGCAGUGUCGGCACCGCGGCUCCUCUGGGUGUCAACCGGGACGAGGACGGAGGACGAUACUACAGCACCAAGAGAGGGGCUUUUCACGACGUCUUCAAUCUGCCGGAGAGCGAGCGGCCUCUGUCAGUGUGUGAGAACGGCUGGCGCUGCUGCCUCAUCAACAGAGACAGGAGGACACCGACAGACUACAUCCGUAAUGGAGUCCUCUACGUCACUGAGAAUCAUCUGUGUUUCGAGAGCUCCAGCUCCAGAUCUGGAUCCUCCAAGAGGAACAAAGUCAUCAAGCUGCUCGACAUCACCGACAUCCAGAAGUACAAAGUUUUGUCUGUGUUGCCUGGAUCUGGGAUGGGCAUCUCCAUAGCAACGCCAUCCACCCAAAAGCCGAUGGUGUUCGGCGCAAUGAUCCACAGAGACGAGGCCUUCGACGCCAUCUUCAAUCAGUACAUGAAGAUCGUUGCCAUGGCUGCAGCCACAGAGCCGGAGACAUAGUAACACCUUCACAAGAGGGCUGCAUUCACAGACACAAACACUGGAACUGUUUCACUGUGUUCACCAAACAGCUGCUGACUCCAGUUUGAGCUGCUCUCAACAAACGAAAUGAUCCGGUGACACUGAUUAAUAUUACAUCAGCCGACUUCCACCAAAUCAGGCAGAAUCAGGCGGUUAACAGUUACUGCUCUUAGAGUGUUUAAUAGAAAGUUCCCACAAAACAGACGACCUCAUGUCCUGAGGUAUAACUUAACGUAAAUGCUCAAGUUAAUGGCUGUUAUUUAAAACUCAAAUAAUCGCCUGCUUAAACAAAUAAACCCCGGGUAAAACCCUUAAGGAGGGCAGGGUUACCUCUUUUAUGUCUCACAUGAUAAAUUCAGUUGAAAGUACUUUUCUAUACAACAGCAGUCAUGUUAUACUCUUCUCUCUGCUGAUUAGUUAAUAAAGAGGUGAAGUCCCUCCCCUCCUGGUGUCCCCCAUGGGACCUUAUUACAGAGACAAAUAACUUUUUGAUUCUGCUUUAACUGUGCGAUGAAUUACACAUAUAAUGACAAAAUUUUGCAAGUCAAGAAAGUUGCAGUUUGUCGUAGCGUCGUUUAGUUUUGUCUGAAACUGCUCAGUGAAUUACGUCUCUUGUCUCGCACGAUAUACAGUACGUCACCAACAGCAGCUAGCUAACUAACUAACUAGGUAACUUAGUUCCUUGCACAAAUGUAAAGUUAUCUUAGCUGACUCCAAUGGCUUUUUGGCCCAUAGAUGGGUGUACUGUAAACGACCAGAAAAAGAGGUGGGUAUACCCGCUAUACCUGCAUAUACCCUCCACUCCACCACCAAGAACAGAAUUCACUUUCUUGUGUACGUGUAAUCAGCCAGAAAUGGAACUAGCGAGAGCCAUCACUCAUGUAGGUACGUCCUCAUACGAAACACACAGGAGUCGCAGCCUCGUAGCCGCACAAUUUUCGCAGUCUUUUACUACAAAAAGCAAAUCUUUUGCACACUUGAGGUACGACAGGUGCGUAGGAGAAGACGAUGGACUGACUGUCACAGAACAAAGAACUCCCACAUACCGUGCUACACGUGCAGCGUAGAAAUUUGUUGGUAACAAGACCAAUGUUCCAGUUGUCUUUGUUCCCAAUGAAUUUCCUUUGCAGAAAAAUUUAUACUUGAACAGUUUUAUGACAAACAAAUGAACAAACAUAAUGUGUGUGAUUCAUGGCAAAAAUCAAGCAGGAUCAAAAAAUGAUUUGUCUCUUGCUUUUUUCCAAAAUAAGGUCCCAUGGUGGUCCACUGACUACUUCGCCUCUCUUAGACGCUCAACACUUCCCGCUCUAAUGCUUCGCAUUAAGAGCCUUCCAAGGGUACAAAUCCCUCCCUUAGCUGGACGGCUUUAAAUGUGAAACAUGUUUUGGUCUCAGAAGAAGAAAAGGUGGUUUAUGAUUUAAAUGAGGCAUUUUUAAAUUCAAAGUUUGUUUUGGUCAGUCAGCUGAACAAAUGCAUCUUCACCUGCAGCUCAUCGGUCAGCUGUGUCAUGUGACUGGCUGCAGGUUCUGAAAUUUCAGUUUACUUACAUGCAGGCCUGCUGUCAGAGGGGUCAAAGGGUACAGAUCACUCCUACUGAAAAGCCAGCGGGGGGCCAUGAAAAGGUCUACGUACGGCAGGAGUGAGUGAGAAUGAGGGGCUCAAUUUGAUAAAUGUUGUCCCCUGUCAAUAAUUCCUAAUGGCAGGCCUGCUUACAUGCAGAUGUGUUACACUGAUGUAUGUCACACCCAGAGGUUUACUACACAGUGUCUUAAAAUGACUUCUUUUUUAGCAGUUUUGAUAAUUAAUUAAUCAUUAACAUCAUUUAUCAAUUAAAACUCAAAUCAUUCUCUGGUUGCAGCUUCUCUGAUGUGAGGAUUUGCUGCUUUUCUUUUUGUUUUUAUAUUUUUAUCUUUGACUUUUGAACUUUGGUUUGGGCAAAACAGGACAUUGGAAUUUUGAUUUUUUUGGGUUAUUAAUAAGUUAAUAAGGAGACUUUAUUUUUUUUGAAUAAAGAACAUUUGUAUCACACAACAACAGGAAGUCUUCCUUGUGAAAUUUAAAAACUUCACAUGAAAGAUCAGAAAUUGCAUUUUGACUCAGCACGAAUUUAAACGUGGGGCUGCAGCUAAUGAUAAUUAUCUCUAAUAAGGCUUAUAUGUUGAUAUUUUCUCAGCUAACAAUCGGUCUUAAAACUGAAAAAAGUCAGAAAGUAGUGAAAAAUAUCCAUUACAAGUUGAUGCCAUCAACUACUUCCUUUUGUCUAACGAAUAUUUUUAACCCCAAAAUAUUAAGCCCAAAAUGACACAGAGAAAAGCUGCAAGUCCUGACGUUCAUCACUGCAUUACUGCUGUUACACUCAUAAAUAUUAAACCAGGAAGUUUACUACACAGUGUGACAGUGCUGAAAACAUUUUCUGAACAUGUUUCAACCACAUCUGAAGAAAAAAGCAAGGGUUCUUUGGACUUAAUGAGAACUGCUUUUACAGUAUUUGCAGAUAAAGUCAUUAACUUACAUCAGUGUCUUCAGGGAAUUGUGUAAACUUCAUUAUAUGACUCUGUAUUGUACUUAGCAGCCAAGCCUUACGGUCACUUAAUGUUAUGGUAUGAUGUUUUUUAUGUGGUGGUAAAAGACUGUUUGUAUUCUA
Molecule: messenger RNA, 4721 nt
Organism: Epinephelus lanceolatus (giant grouper)
Lineage: Eukaryota; Metazoa; Chordata; Actinopteri; Perciformes; Serranidae
Product: GRAM domain-containing protein 4-like
Biological process (GO): apoptotic process; negative regulation of toll-like receptor 9 signaling pathway
Source: RefSeq, a predicted model, not a curated record